Messenger RNA from Coregonus clupeaformis (lake whitefish), 432 nucleotides. RefSeq names its product N-alpha-acetyltransferase 38, NatC auxiliary subunit-like. Gene Ontology annotation, cellular component: NatC complex. Lineage: Eukaryota; Metazoa; Chordata; Actinopteri; Salmoniformes; Salmonidae. The annotation marks the transcript as partial. The transcript has a single exon. Gene Ontology annotation, molecular function: RNA binding. The record is from RefSeq and is a predicted model, not a curated record.
AGCCUGCUGAACAAAAACAUGAGAAUCAGAAUGACUGAUGGACGGACACUGGUGGGACUGUUCCUGUGCACAGACAGAGACUGCAACGUCAUCCUGGGGUCCGCUCAGGAGUUCCUCAAAUCCUCAGACUCCUUCUCCCAGGGUGAGCCCAGAGUGCUGGGGUUAGCCAUGAUUCCCGGUCACCACGUGGUCUCUAUCGAGGUGGAGUCAGACAGCCUGGCCGACACACAGGGGUUUGGGUCCAGCCACUGAGGAACAAGAUCAGCUUGCCCAAAGCUGGAGGAGACUAGCUAGCAUCCUGGCUAGCCAGGUCUAUGUCUCAGCAGCCUAGAAGAUGCUACAGUACAGACUUGAAAUUGAGAAUUCAAUCAAAGGAGAAUUCCAGAUGCAGCUGAUCUCUGGUGCCAGUGUAUUUGGUUUAGCAGGCAGCCA